Messenger RNA from Rhipicephalus sanguineus (brown dog tick), 3392 nucleotides. RefSeq names its product disintegrin and metalloproteinase domain-containing protein 10. Gene Ontology annotation, molecular function: metalloendopeptidase activity. Gene Ontology annotation, biological process: Notch signaling pathway; membrane protein ectodomain proteolysis. NCBI's taxonomy places the organism in Eukaryota, Metazoa, Arthropoda, Arachnida, Ixodida, Ixodidae. Gene Ontology annotation, cellular component: plasma membrane. The record is from RefSeq and is a predicted model, not a curated record.
CUACCGCCGUGACGGUUCUUCCAUGGUGCCCGGAGGAAGGAACUGCGCUAGUAGAAUAGUUCUGCGAGUCUCCCAGCGGUCGCUGCCCUGAAACACGGGCACGUCUCGCCCAGUGGUGGCGGCGCAUCGCAGAGCCGCGGUCGAAGCUCGGUCCCGACAGACCUCGGCGGCAGCGUGCCUUCGCCGUCCGGAGUGCGGUCGCAGGAGGAUGCCGGCAGCGCGGGGUUGCCGCCGGCGGUGGCGGUAGCGCGGGACCGGGGAUGUGCCGGAGUCCUUGCGUCGCCGUCGGCGGUAGUCGAACCGCUAACCUUGUCGUCCCGGAGGAAUCGUCCGGCUGCGCGCUCGCGUGCGGACUCUGUUCGGCGAUGCGCUGAGCGGCGGACCAUGCGCCGCUUUCCGGGGAGGCUCUUGCUCAGCGGCGCAGUCCUCGUCUGCCUCCUCGGCUCCUGCCCCGUCUGCUCCGGCGUGGUGCUAAGCGAGCACAUCCGGCAUUACGAGCCCCUAUUUUUCAACCACACCUCCUUCCGGGACCAGCACCACCGAAGCAAAAGGUCACCCAAGCAGGACAUACGCCUGGUGUUCGCCGCACACAACAGGCAAUUCAGGUUGCGGAUGACGGACACCAGCGUGUUCAGCCCCGACGUCGUCUUCGAGUCGUCCAGUCGGGGACCCAUCUCGUACGACACCUCCAAAGUCCUCAAGGGAUACAUCGAAGAGGAUGAGGAGUCGUCGGUCGAGGGCCUCAUCACGAGCGAGGGACUCUUCGACGGCGUCAUAGCGAUGCGGAGCGGCGAAGAGUACUUCGUCGAGCCGGCCAGCCGGUAUUUCGUUAAGCCGGUGGCGUUUCACUCCGUCAUGUACAAGGGAUCGGACGUGCACUUUCCGGAGAACCAGACCUACUGCCACGUGCACAAGCCGGCCCCGUGCGAAGGCAGCCCGACGGCGAGCAGCGUCCCGAGGAGGGCGCCGUGGGCCUCCGGCUUCCACGACGAAGAACGCGGAGUGAGAAAGAGGAGGAGGAAACGGCGGCAGAGCGACGGAUCCAGAGAAGAUGCAGAGGUACACGAGGACGAGCCGCCCCUGAUGUGGCGAGACGGCGACGCAGCGCACUACAGCCAAAAGGACCUGGAGCUACCGGAGCCGGACUCCGCGGCGCUGGGUAUCCGGUCGGUGCAGCGCACUCAGUGGGCAGCGGGCAGCGACCAGCCCGCGAAGAACGUCGUCAUCGACCCAAAGAAGACCACCUGCAUGCUGUACCUGCAGGCCGACCACCUGUUCUACCAGAGAAUGGGCUCCGAGGAGGCCUGCAUCGAGACUAUGACGCGGCACGUACAGAAGGUCAACUCCAUUUACAGGACCACAGACUUCGAUCAGGACGGCCGCUCGGACAACAUCUCUUUCCUGAUCAAGCGCAUCAAGGUGCACACGAUGGACGCGCUGCGAGACCACGAGUACCGGUUCCCGGGGAACUACGGCGUCGAGAAGUUUCUUGAGCUCUUCUCGGAGGAGGACUACGACGCCUUCUGCCUGGCCUACAUGUUCACCUACAGAGACUUCGAGGGCGGGACGCUGGGUCUCGCCUGGACGGGAGACCUCAAGAAUGCCGGAGGUGUCUGCGAAAAGAACGGGCACUACCGGGGCAGCCUCAAGAGCCUGAAUACAGGCAUCGUGACGCUGCUCAACUACGGCAAGCACGUGCCCCCGAUUGUGUCCCACGUGACGCUGGCGCACGAGAUCGGACACAACUUCGGCUCACCGCACGACCCCAAGGACGACAGCAUGUGCACCCCUGGCGGUGAGAACGGAAACUACAUCAUGUUCGCGCACGCCACGUCCGGUGACAAGAGGAACAACAAUCGCUUUUCGCCCUGCAGCCUGAAAGGCAUCAACGCAGUGCUCAACUCGAAGGCGAGGAACACCAAGGGAUGCUUUUCAGAGCCUCAAGACUCGAUCUGCGGCAACGAGGUGGUCGAGGCCGGCGAGGAGUGCGAUUGCGGCUGGGAGGACGACUGCCUCGAGCCCUGCUGCUUUCCCAUGCGAUCCAACCCGCCGCGAGACGAACCGCCCUGCAAGCUCAGGCCUAACGUCGUAUGCAGCCCGAGUCAAGGUCCGUGCUGCACUCAGGAUUGCGUUCUAAAGAUCGGGGACAAGUGCCGGGAUGACAACGGAUGCCGGAGCGCCAGCUACUGCGAUGGUGAAGGACCACAAUGCCCGUCUUCGACAAGCAAACCUAACAAGACCAUCUGUAACGAGGAGUUUGUCUGCUACAUGGGGGAGUGCACGGGCUCCAUCUGCAUCGCGUACGGCCUGCAGUCGUGCCAGUGCAAGCGCAGGCCGCACGACCCCGUGACCAAGGCCUGCGAGUUGUGCUGCCGCCUGCCCGGAGAUGAUUCCACCUGCAAGUCUUCUUUCGAGUGGAACCACCCGCCCUACGACGUUCCGAACCUAUUCGCAAAGCCGGGCACGCCGUGCGACAAUUACAACGGAUACUGUGAUGUAUUCCAAAAGUGCCGCGAGGUGGACCCUUCGGGGCCCCUCGCCACCCUUCGCAAGCUUCUGCUGUCCACGGAAACCAUAAUUUCUCUCAGGCGCUGGAUAUUCGACAACUGGUGGGGAGUGCUCCUUUUGGGUCUCUCCGUACUCGUCUUUCUGUGCGUAGUGGUCAAGUUCUUCGGGCGGAAGACGGACCCAGUGAAGAGCGUGGCGGGCAGCGGCUCAGGCGCCAACACCGUCCCCGUCGCCUGCAACCCCGUGGUGCAGCCCGUAGUUGCCGCCAGCGGCGGUGGCGGCCCGUUCCGCUCGAGCCAGGCUGCGACCAAGGCGGUCAUGGCUUCUAACACGCCGGGCGUCGUGUCGACGGCGUUGGGCGCCCACUCGGCCCCCGCAACGGCCACCACGAGCAACUUCGUGAAGACGACGCUGUCGCUGCACCCUCAUCCCGCCGCCCGCUCCUACCUGAGCCACGCCGGCAACGGCUGGGUCUGACCAUCGAGCCGCCUCAGCGUAAGGGGCACCGCGACCAGCAGCUACAGGCACCACCACCCUUGCUGCGACCCUGCUUGCUACACGGUGUACGGACUGCCGCAGUCGACGCUUCGCAGGCCCGUCACAGCAGUGCCGGCGGCCGCGACCACGGCGGUGCCGGCCGCAUGUCUGACGGCGACCGCACCGACUACUAGUGCCAGUGCCGCCGCCGCAGCUCCCGCCGUGGUGCCUUUAUUUCAGGAGCCCUACACAUACGGGUCGGACGCUUACUGGUGAAGCUGGCGUCUGCUGGGGGAAAGGGUCGCUACUACUCGGGGAUCACUUGCCUUCGAAGAAGGGUCAUAGAUUUGCGCCGGUUCCGUACAAGCAAAACGAAGAAGCAAUACAUUAGAAAUUAAGAGGCGACG